Messenger RNA from Nicotiana tabacum (common tobacco), 429 nucleotides. Its product is annotated as putative mitochondrial protein AtMg00820. The record is from RefSeq and is a predicted model, not a curated record. NCBI's taxonomy places the organism in Eukaryota, Viridiplantae, Streptophyta, Magnoliopsida, Solanales, Solanaceae.
AUGGCCUUAAUAUCACAACUUGAGCUAAAAAAGUUUGAUGAAGCCCUCAAAGAUGACUACUGGGUCAAAGCCAUGAAAGAUGAACUUGAUCAAUUUGAAAGAAAUAAAGUGUGGGACUUGGUUCCAAAACUAUCCAAUGCUACUGUCGUAGGAACAAAAUGGAUUUUCAGAAAUAAGCUGAAUGAAUCUAGUCAAGUAGUUCAUAACAAAGCAAGGUUAGUCGCCCAAGGUUACUCUCAGCAAGAAGGAAUUGACUACGAUGAAAAAUUUGCUCCUGUAGAAAGAUUAGAAUAUAUUCGAAUUCUACUUGCUUUUGCUGCUCAUAAAGGAUUUAGGCUAUUUCAAAUGGAUGUAAAAAGCGCCUUCCUAAACCAAGUAUUCAAGUUGUCAAACGCUUUAUACGGACUCAAAAAAGCCCCCCGAGCCUAG